ACCGAAUCCAACCAAGACCAACACCCCGACCCCAACUACGCCUUCCCAUCCCGUUUCAAAGCCCUAGAUCAAACAUGUCCCUUUCUACACCUCAUCCCAAAGAUCCCCCCGAACUAACAACCACCGAGUCUGUCCACGAAUACCUCCAUUCCCUCUCCCUUUCCAGCUCGACAAACCCCUUCUCAAGCAGCCUCACCCCCUUCCUAACCCCUCACGCAAUCCGCCGCAUAACCCUCGGCUCAACAAACUACACCUACCGCCUCUUCCUGCCUCCCAAUUCCGCCGCCAACAAUGCGCAAACAAACGACGCAACCACCGCAAUCCUAAAAUAUGCCUCCGCCUACACCGCCGGUGAGCCGCGCGUGCGCUUCGAUCCUGCGCGCCAGGCCUUCGAGGUGCGCGCGAUGGACGAAAUUCCGUGGCCGGAGAUCAUCCCUGUUCAAAGUCAGGGUCUGCCCCAGGUGAAGAUUCCGCGGGUAUACUUUGCGGACCCCGCGAGGCGGGUGAUUAUCAUGGAGGAUGGGACGCCGAGGACGAGGAGGAAGGAGAGGGAAGACGCGGCGGGUGUUACGAUGAAUAGCGGGAGCGGCGAGGUUGAUGGCGACGAUGGGGUCUGGGAGGAACUGUCGCACUCGUCGCGGAUCUUUCUUGAAGAGGUGCCUGCGUCGCCGGAGAAGUAUGCGACUGCGAGUGUGCUUGGGAGAACGCUGGGGAUGUUUCUGGCGAGGAUGCAUAACUGGGGAAGGGGAGGGAGAGAAGGGGAGGGAGAAGGGGCGACGCCAUGGGUGCGUGAGGCGUUUGGUGGGAACACUUAUGCGAGGGAUCUGACUAUCCAAGAAGCGAUUGAGGAUUUCUGGACGGGUGUUGGAUGUUGUGAUACUGAGGGAGACAAGAAUCGUGUAUUAGCGGGGCCACGAGAGGAAGAGGUACGGGAGCGACUGGAGGAAAUGCGGAGGAGAAUUCUGAGUGAUUACGAGACCUUGGUUAUGGGCGAUUUCUGGCCAGGGAACGUCCUCUUACCCUUCUCGAACACCCCCUCCACCUGUCCCUCGCUCUUCCCUAUUACCUUGAAUAUCGCGCAGUCGCUCACCCUCGAAACACUCAGCAUAAUCGACUGGGAGUUCGCCAUGGCCGGCCCGGCCUUCCUGGACGUUGGAAACUUCAUUGGCGAGGUCUUCCUAAUCAACUACUUCGAACGCAACGACGAGGUUUACACGCGACUACUUGAAGCAUUCAUCGCAGAGUAUGAGACCCAUACACCACCGGAAAGGCUGGACAUUGGCAUGAUUCUGCCGCGCCCAUAUCGUGCAGGCGCUGCCGCGGAGGAUAAAUUCGCCCCGGAGUAG
Messenger RNA from Aspergillus calidoustus, 1346 nucleotides. NCBI's taxonomy places the organism in Eukaryota, Fungi, Ascomycota, Eurotiomycetes, Eurotiales, Aspergillaceae. The record is from the annotation of a GenBank genome assembly.